UUUCCUUUUCACAACAGACUUUAUAUAAAAAGAUGGGUGGUUACCUAUCAAAAGAAAAGACCGACCCAAAUGACUUUGAAAAAGUUUUAUCAGAAUUAGAUGGAAAGAUACAAAAAGCUGAAAUUCGAUUAUCAGAUAUUAAAGUACGUCAACGUAGAACAGGUGUUUUAGUAGUUACUUAUAGUACACUGGUUUGGCUUGUCUAUGUUGCCUAUUGUUUCUUAACUCUUCAUCAACAUGAUUCUUCUUUUGACAUGAUGGCUACUCAAGUCGCGUUCAUUCUUGUUAUUCCUAUUGGUAUUUAUUAUUUAAGAAAAGUACUGGUUUGGUUUUAUGCCAGGAAACAAACCUCUGAAGAAUCUAAUUUAUCCUCACUACGUGCUCAACAAAAACUCAAGGUUGAAGAACUCAAAAAGAAAACAUCUUAUUAUACAACACAGUCCUUAUUGGAAAGAUAUGAUGCUGAAGCUCAAGAAAAAAGAAAACAACUGGAACAACAGGAACAACGAAGACAACAACAAUUAAAACAACAACAGGAACAACAGCAACAUCAAAAACAACAACAACAACAAUUACAGCAACGUAAACCAGUAUCGAUGCCAGGACCAAGAAUGAUGCAAGCUCAUCAAGGAAAUCAGCAACCCAACAAUGUUCAUCCCAAUAAUGGUCCUAGUACUAAUCCCAUGGUACAACCUUUACAGGCAUAUCAAAAAGAACCCAUUCAAGAAUCGAAAAGUUGGAUUGAUAGACUCGUUGAUGCCCUACUUGGAGCGGAUGGGCCAGAAACAAAAUAUGCCUUGAUUUGUAAUCAUUGUUUUACUCAUAAUGGAUUGAUAUUACCUGAUGAAGUGGAAACCAUUCAAUAUACCUGUCCUAUAUGCCAUCAAUUUAACCCAUCUCGACAAGCUCGAAAAUUACAUCCUGAUGGCCCAGUAUUGCCUCCUCAGACACCUUCACCAUCUAUGGCUCAGCACAAAGAAGAUAUCGGCAAAAAAGAACUUGAUGUAAACAGUGAACAAAGUCAGUUGGAUGUGGAAAAGGAACAAAAUAUGGAUAAUGAUGAUUCUAUUGCCAACAGGGUAAGACGACGCCGUGGAUAUUCUCCAGCAAACAAUGAUAAAGACAACAAUAUUGAUAAUGACACCAGUGACAACAAUAUCGAUGAUGACAACACCAAUGAUGACAAUGAAAACAAAAAGAGUUUAUGAUAAUCAAAUAUCAUAAUUUAGUAUAAUUAUUUACUUUUUUAUUUUGUUAUGAUGAAUAAUAAAAAAAUGGUUAGUUUGUAUUCUUGCUGCAUAUACAGUU
Messenger RNA from Halteromyces radiatus, 1308 nucleotides. RefSeq lists its product as uncharacterized. Gene Ontology annotation, biological process: endoplasmic reticulum tubular network organization. The record is from RefSeq and is a predicted model, not a curated record. The transcript is spliced from 5 exons. NCBI's taxonomy places the organism in Eukaryota, Fungi, Mucoromycota, Mucoromycetes, Mucorales, Cunninghamellaceae. Gene Ontology annotation, cellular component: endoplasmic reticulum tubular network. Bases 33 to 1208 code for a protein of 391 amino acids.